AUGUUCUUCCGCCUCUCCACGCCGUUCCGACUCUCCACGUCCCUCCGCCUAUCCGCGCCCUUCCGCCUCGCCGCGCCGGUCGCCCACAUGCUUCUCCGCGCGCCCCUCCAUCGCUCCCGCAGCGCUCUCAUUCCGUCUCUCUCUCCCUCGUCGCCCGCCGCAUCGCACGGCCCCGUCGCGCGCUCUUCGCAGCGGAGCCUCGCGACCACUGCGACGGGCCACUCCGCUGCGGCGAGCAGCAGACGUCGCGCGGCCGCGUGCGCCUUGUGGACGGCGCGUGCCCCCUGUCCCCUCUACUAUUGCGGCCUUGCGCCGCUCCCUGCCCCCGACGCGACCCUUGGGCCUCUUGCACUCUCUCCACGCCGCGUCGCACGGACGCUCUCAGCGGCGGGGACAGACGGCGAGGGGGUCGUGAGGGGAAAUGGCGGGGUGCGGGGAGGCAGUGCGGCGAUGCUCGCUUCGGGAGCAUGGGGGGAAUCGCAGAAGGGGCAACGGGGUUUCGGCGGAGGCGCACUCCCGCGCGCGACCACGGCGGAGGGCGCCGUGCUGCGCGGGGAGGAGGCGGGCGGGGCCAGCGGGAUGGGGACCGUGAGGGGCAAUGGCGCGCCUGGCGCAACCGGGGCGAGGGGAGGGGCGGAUGAACCAGCAAGGCAGGGGGUCGUGGCGCAGGCGAGGUGGGGCGGCGCGGAGGCGGCGGCGGUGGGGGGGCGCGCGGUGGUGCUGUGGGAUUUGGACAACGUGCAGCCAGAGCGCAUGGAGCCCUUCGACGCCGCCACGCGCCUCACCGACCUCGCCGCCAGCUUCGGGUCGCCCGUGGACGUGCUGGCCUACGCCAACCGUCACGCCUUCGACCAUGUCCCCGCCUGGGUGCGCGACCAGCGCCGCGAGCGCCGCGACGCGGAGCGCAUGGCGGCGCGCGGAGAGUCGGAGGAGCGGGAGGUGCGGUGCGAGCUGUGCGGGCGGCGGUGCAGCGGGGCGGCGGCACUGAGGAAGCACUUUGUGUCGCUGCACCAGAGGGAGCAUGAGAAGCGCAUGCAGCACCUCAACCACGCCUCCCCCAAGUGCGCGCUCGCCCACUCCCUCCCCUCCACCCCCCUUGCUCACACCUGCGCACACCUCUUGCCCCACCGUGCCACAGCCCUCUCUUGCCCUUUUCCCCUCGCCCCAUCACACCCCUGCCAUUACCUCAUGUCUGUGCUGCUGCCCGCCCCCCCCCGGUGCCCUAGCAGGCGGAAGCGGCGGCUGAGGGAGGUGUAUCGGGGCAAGCAGCAGCGGUACCAGCAGGCGGUGAGGGGCGUGCUGCUGCCCUGCCGCGGCUACGGGCUCAUGCCCGAGCUGCGCCGCGCGGGGGUGGUCGUGCGCCUCGUCAGCCAGCAGUCGCAGGUGGGUGGUGGGAGAGGGGGAGGUGAGAGGAGGGGAAUGGAGGAGGCGGCGGACGAGGCGUUGAAGAGGGAUUUGGCAGCGGCGGUGCGCAGCGGGCAGGUGGGCGCCGUGCUUCUCGUCUCCGACGACCGCGGCUACUCCCGCGCCCUCGGUGCCGCCGCUGCUGCUGGCCUCACCACCGUCGCUGUGGGCAUCAACGGGUCGCUGCAGCCGGCGGUGCACCGGUGGUUCUGGUGGGGCGAUGUGCUCUCCGGCCGGGCCGUGGCGCUCGCCCGCGGGGAGGCAGAGGGGAUGGCGGGCUGGGGGGUAGGGGACGGGUGGGACGAGGCAGAGGAAGGGAGAAUGGUGGGGGGCCAGGCAUGGGGCGAUGAGGAGAGGGGAGCGGCCGUAAGGGAGAGGGGAGAACGAGGGAGUGGGGUUGGCAGUGGGGCUAGGGGAGUGCUGCUUGAAGUGGAGGAGGUGGGGCGACGGGGGGUGGUGAUGGAGGGGCAGGAGGACAGGUGGACGCAUGGUGAUGUGCAUACGGGGCAGGGCGAGGGGAGGUACGAGGUGAGAGGGGUGGCAGGUGGUGUGGAGGAUGAGGGAGGGAAGUGCGACGAUAGAGAGGAGUGGGACGAUGGGGAGGAGUGGAUGGAGGAGGAGUGGGAUGAGGAUGAGUGGGAGAGCGAAGAGGAGGAGGAUGACAGAGAUGAUAGUGAUGAGGUGAGUCGGUGUUGGGAAGAAGGUGAGGUAGUGUGA
This is a messenger RNA of Closterium sp. Naga37s-1, 2121 nucleotides long. NCBI's taxonomy places the organism in Eukaryota, Viridiplantae, Streptophyta, Zygnematophyceae, Desmidiales, Closteriaceae. The record is from the annotation of a GenBank genome assembly.